AUGUCUCAACAUGAAGAUGCUACAUACACACGCACACAGGAUUAUGCCUCAAUUCCCAGAUACCCGGCAGAGUCAAGCGGAAACGCAACUUUAAGCUACUACUUCAACCGGACUCGGGCUAUGGGCGAGGAUGAUAAUGACACUGUCAUUGUCGACAACAAGCUCCUCCGGCCCUCUAUGCACCAUUUUGCAGAAGGUGAUUUCAUCCCACCGGGAUUCUUCAAUCUCGCACACCUAGAUGGCUUCACCCGUCGCUUCAAAUAUUCUCAAUGGAGCUACGAAAUGCGCCGCGAGUCACAGCCAAUUCUACCAUUUCUCUCAUUGGGCCCAUCCGUUUGUCUCCGGUCCCGUGAACACCUGAGCAGUCAAGGCUUCACACUCCUACUCGCUAUCAGAAAUACAGCAUCAGCCCAGGCACGCUUGGUAUCGGGUGACAAGGCCGCUGCCGAACUCGGCAUUUUGGCUGAUACGAUUGAUGUCCUCGAUAACCAGGAGCUUAUAUCUGCAUUUCCCCGCGCAAUUCGUCGCAUUAAUGAUCAUCUUGCUGGCCUGGAUUUGCCAGCUUCCGCGGCGGGUGGAAAUUCCACGAAUUCCUCUGCCGAGGCCGCUAUCAAUAAAAAAGUUCUUGUCUUCUGCGAAACUGGCAAUGAGCGCUCUGCUGGAAUGGUCAUUGCGUAUCUCAUGGCUAUGCUGAACCAUGACGUCAUCUCUGCUACACGGAUGGUCCAGCAGCACCGAUUUUGUGUUUCGAUUGAGGAUUCCUUGAAGCGGAUCUUGGCUGCUUUUGAGUCUAUCCUUGCUGCGAAGCGGGAUGUCGAAUCCGCAAAGCGCAGCGCAGUUCAGACGGGUGCAACACUUCUUGCUCCUCCACCUAUUCCUCCUAUUCUGUUGGCGAAGAAACGCAGUUUUCAUGAUUGUCUAUAUGACGAUGCGGCGCCAGAUGACAAUGAUAUGGAUAUGGAUGAAGAUGAUUUCUUACCGGACCGGAAGCCGGUUGCUCCAUUUCAAGAUCGAGUAGCUUAG
Penicillium verhagenii is the source of this 1023-nucleotide messenger RNA. RefSeq names its product dual specificity protein phosphatase family protein. The transcript has a single exon. NCBI's taxonomy places the organism in Eukaryota, Fungi, Ascomycota, Eurotiomycetes, Eurotiales, Aspergillaceae. Gene Ontology annotation, cellular component: cytoplasm; nucleoplasm. Gene Ontology annotation, biological process: protein dephosphorylation; negative regulation of SCF-dependent proteasomal ubiquitin-dependent catabolic process; regulation of ERK1 and ERK2 cascade. Bases 1 to 1023 code for a protein of 340 amino acids. The record is from RefSeq and is a predicted model, not a curated record. Gene Ontology annotation, molecular function: F-box domain binding; protein tyrosine/serine/threonine phosphatase activity.